Messenger RNA from Mobula hypostoma (lesser devil ray), 1137 nucleotides. Its product is annotated as gastrula zinc finger protein XlCGF17.1-like. Lineage: Eukaryota; Metazoa; Chordata; Chondrichthyes; Myliobatiformes; Myliobatidae. The coding region runs from base 253 to 981 and encodes 242 amino acids. Gene Ontology annotation, molecular function: RNA polymerase II cis-regulatory region sequence-specific DNA binding; DNA-binding transcription factor activity, RNA polymerase II-specific. The transcript is spliced from 3 exons. Gene Ontology annotation, biological process: regulation of DNA-templated transcription. The record is from RefSeq and is a predicted model, not a curated record.
GGGCCGGCGGGCGACGUGACGAAAGGAGUAGGUCGCGCGCGGCGCAGCGCGACGAUCCGGGCGUCACGUGGUACGGCGAAACUACCGGGGGGGGCAAAAAAACCCACCGACCCCGGUCCCCAGAGUUAUGUGGCCUUCAACUGACGUCAAACGGGACGGCCGCCGGGGUUCAACUCGCCCGGUUUGUCCUCGGCACGCCGGGCAACCAAGGGAACCAGCGAAUUAGAGUCGGCCCGUCGACUGGCGACGCGCAUGCGGAAUACCGGCAUCACCCGGGAUGGAAAGCAACUGCCCCCACUGAGGUCAAUCCGCCACCACCAACCCCCCCCCCAACAAGAGGAGUCCAGUCCGAUUCAACUUCCCCAGCAGGCACUCUCCCCAAGUCCUGGAUCUUGCGGCCGGAAGCCCGUCAAAAGCAGGGCCAUCGGUGGCCGUGGGAGGGGCGGUCGGGAGCCGGUGAUGUCCGACAGCCAGGACCGUGCGCCGGAGGGAACGGACGCCGACGAAGAGGAGAGUGACGGGGAAGGGGAGGGGGUGAGCGCGGUGGGAGGGGCCCGGCCCCCGUCCACUUGCCCCGUCUGCUGCCAGGCCUUCGCCACACCCUCCAGCCUGCAGCGGCACCAGCGGGUCCACACGGGCGAGCGGCCCUUCGCCUGCCCCGACUGCGGCCGCGGCUUCUUGCAGUCCUCCAGCCUGCAGCGGCACCAGCGGGUCCACUCCGACGAGCGGCCCUUCCCCUGCCCCGACUGCUCCAAGCGCUUCAAGGGCCCUCAGGACCUGCGCGUCCACCGGCGGACCCACACCGGUCAGCGCCCCUUCCUCUGCUCCAUCUGCGGCAAAGGCUUCGCCCAGUCCUACAGUCUGCUGGCCCACCAGCGGCUCCACACCGCCCGCAGCCUCUGCACCUGCCCCGUCUGCGGACAGUCCUUCUCCCGGCCGGCCGAGCUGCUGGACCACCGCAGGCUUCACCCCGGAGUCUAGCCCCGGCUUGAGGCUCGAGACCCUCUCCCCCGGCCCCUGCACCCAAUCGCCGACCGGGAAACACAACACUGGACUGGCACCGUCCGUGGUGGAAGGAGCAGAGAGCUGGGACAAUCAUCCUGUAUGCGGGGACUUUGAAAGGACAGGUGCGGGGAG